CAUGGUCAUAGCUUCACUUGCUUACCCACGCAAAUAGCCCACCGCCAGCAGAUGCUAUCUGUGUGUGCGACAGCCGUGAUUGCCGCCCUCGGCUGCCUGGGGCGCGUUGCGGCUCAAUGCUCGGGCAAUGGUACGGCAGACAUGAUGUCGCGGGCUAUCAAGAAGCUGCAGAGCGACGGCACCCUCAACCAGCCCUUCAUGUGGGGCACCGCCACGGCGGCGUACCAGGCAUGAUAAUGCACGACACAGCUGGACACACGCCAGGAAGCAGCACUGUGUGUGCGUGGCGUGCGGAUCUCUGUGUGUGUCUGUGUCUGUGUCUGUCUGUCUGUGUGUGUGUGUGCAGGUCGAGGGGGCAUGGAAAGAGGGCGGGCGUUCCCCGAGCCACUGGGACACAUUUACGCACAACAAAGGAAUGGAAAAUGUACGGGCCUAAGUACACACACUACAGCUGGCGGGGAGGCGUUCCGAUCACAGCUGCUGGGAUUGGCGUGUCUGUCUGUCUGUCUGUCUGUCUCCAUGGCUGUAUGUUUGCAGGGCGAUGUGGCCUGCGAUUUUUACCACAAGUACCCGGAGGACAUCCAGCUGAUGAAGCAGCUGGGCUUCACGCACUUCCGCUAUUCCAUCAGUUGGUCACGGGUCAUGAACGGCGAACUGAGGAAUGAACAGGGUGUGGUGCACACGCACGCACACCAAGGCAGAAGGCACGGCACACUGCCACUGCACUGCCACCUGACACGUGACACGAGCUAUGUACGUGUGUUUUCGUGUGUCUGGGCUGAUGUGUGUGGAUCGCGUCCAUGCAGGUAUUCAGUUUUAUCGCGAUCUGACGCAGGAGCUGCUGCGGAACAACAUCGAGCCAGUCGUGACGCUCUACCACUGGGACCUUCCUGAGUAGGCUAUGGCCGGCAGGGAGGGAGGGAGGGAGGGGUCGACAACGCCCGCAUCUCCGCCACAUUCACACGCAUCUGCUCUCUGUGUGUCUGUUGGGUGCCUGUGUACCUACGACUGCAGUCAGUACGACUGGCGCGACGAGAACGUCGUGAAUGCAUUUGCCGAGUUUGCGGACCUGAUGUUCUCGGAGCUCACCGAUGUCAAACACUGGAUCACCGUAAGAAAGAGGCAGGCCAAUCACUCACGACCAGCCAAAGGAUGGACCGUGUGUUGUGUUUGUGUGCAUUGUGUGUGUUGUGUGUGUGACGCAUGUGACCAAUACCAACGCAUCGAUCGAUCGGCAUGUCCAGCUCAACGAGCCUUGGGUGUUUUGCGCCCUUGGAUACCAUUACGGCUUGCGUAAGAGGGAGACUGGCGGACUAUGCCAUCUGGUGUGUGGAGGGUUGUGUGUGUGCAUCUAUCUGUUCAGAUGCCCCUGGGACGGAAGGGCCUGAGACAGGCAUGCUGCAGUGCGGACACAACGCCCUGAAAGCGCACGCCAGGGUGGGUGGGUGGCUGGGCGGGUGGCGGGGCGAUACACACAGAGAGAGGGAUGACAGAACGAGGGCACACACACUCACACACACUGACUGCGUUUUGUUUGGGUGUGUGUUCCUCCCUCCCUCAAGGCGUAUGGCGUCUUCAAGGAGAGGUACGACCCUCAUCGGCCGGGUGCGAAGGUCGGAAUCGCAUUAAGCAGCCAUUGGUUCGAGCCGCUCGAGCCCAGCAAUGCCGCCGACCAGGAACUCUCAGAGAAAAAGAGGGACCUGAUGCUGGGGUGGUUCGCUGAACCGGUAGGGCAACACGCAGACAAGGAAGGCAUCAGUGUGAGUGUGGGUGGGGUGUUUCGUGUGGAUCAGGUAUAUGGUUCAGGCGACUAUCCGCCGAACGUGAAGUCUCACUAUGGCGAUCAGUUGCCCGUCUUCAGUGAGGCCGAGAAGGCGAUGAUCAAAGGCUCCAGUGAUUUUUUCGGGCUGAACCACUACACGUCUGUGUACGUUCGUCACACAGACAGACGACACACAGAUGCAUUUCCCGCGAAGUCGAUGUGCAUGUGUGUGUGGUGUGUGUGCAGGUAUGUGGACUCGACAAGGGGAGGGGGCAGCGACGAGACGAGGAUCAAGCAUGGUGCCCCGAUCGGCGCCCUUGCGGGGUCUGAAUGGCUCUACGUGGUGCCCUGGGGAUUCAAUCGGAUACUCACCUAUAUCAAGACACGAUGGGACCCCAAGGCAAUAGUCGUCACCGAAAAUGGUCAGUCAGCGCCUUUGUCUCUCCUCCCAUGGCUGUCCAUCUCCUUUGUGUGCUGCAGGGAUGUCUGAUGCUGACACGUCCGAUGUGACCUCUCUCGUCAACGAUUACAGCAGGUGCCGUACACACGCACAGACAUCUGUGUCACUGAUAUCACUGUGUGUGUGUGUAUCUGUGUGCGCAGGAUCGCUUUCUUCGAGGGCUACUUGACUGAGAUGGCCAAGGCAAUCCUACACAAUGACGUGCCGCUUGUCGGGUACCUCGCGUGGUCACUGCUCGAUAACUUCGAGUGGGAAGACGGCUAUGCCGAACGCUUUGGUUUGAUUUAUGUGGACUUUAACGACCCGGGGCGCCGUCGAGUGGUCAAACAGAGCGCCGAAUAUCUCGGGUGUGUGAGCGCUUCAAUGACCGCACACGCAAAAGAAGCCCAUGUCUAUGUGUCUUUCUGAAUUCGCUGGUUUUUCGCAGAGGUCUGAUCGCUCAAGCAGAGCUGUGCCGCUGAUCCACAGGCCGGCCGGCGCGGCUGCAAUGGUGAACAUCGACAAGUGCGGAUUUUACAGUGGGUGGGCUGGAAACGAAUCGCGUGUUCCCAUCUGUGCACCAUCGCAGUGAUCGCAGUGAUUCUCAUAGUAUGUGUGCAAUUUUCGCCACGCCAAGAAGAGACAGAGCAAUUGAGUGCGAGAAGAGAGCUCAGAAGAUCGAG
Messenger RNA from Vitrella brassicaformis, 2884 nucleotides. The record is from the annotation of a GenBank genome assembly. NCBI's taxonomy places the organism in Eukaryota, Vitrellaceae.